Molecule: messenger RNA, 1104 nt
Organism: Limulus polyphemus (Atlantic horseshoe crab)
Lineage: Eukaryota; Metazoa; Arthropoda; Merostomata; Xiphosura; Limulidae
Product: nuclear pore complex protein NUP62-like
Exons: 2
Coding region: 1-1104 (367 amino acids)
Source: RefSeq, a predicted model, not a curated record
AUGAGUUCUGUUGGAGGGUUUCAGUUUGGUUCUUCUGUACCAUCUAGUUUUACCCCAGUACCUACAAGCUCUGUUGGAGGAUUUCAAUUUGGUUCAUCUGUACCAUCCAGUUUUACACCAGCAACUGUGAGUUCUGUUGGAGGGUUUCAGUUUGGCUCUUCUGCACCACCUAGUUUUACCCCAGCAACUACUGGUUCUGUUGGAGGGUUUCAAUUUAAUUUCGGAAGUUGCUCAACAGCCCCUUCUAUGCAGUCAUCCUUGGAAAAGAAUCCACCAGGAGGGUUUAAAUUUUCUUUAGGUUCAUCAGCAGCCAGUUCAUCUAAUAAGGAAAAAGGAUUUUCCUUUACAUUUGGGUCCAGCUCAGCAUCUGGUAUUGGGUCUAGUGAAAGUGGAAAACCAGAUACUACAACAUCACAGCAUGUUGCAACAGGUCUUAAUAAUCCUCCAUCUGUAUUUAGUCCCCUCAUCACCAAUUCCAUUGAAAAUCAAAAACCUAGUCUUUUUUCCAGCCCACAGAUAUUUAAAGAAUCUGCAGGUACACCUCACAGUUCUACACAACAGGUUAAGUUUGGUCAGAACAACCAACCCCCAGUUCAAGGUAUUUUUAGCAAUCUAUCAACAGGAGGAGGAUUCAGUGCUGGGCAGAGUACUUUGUUUCAGAACUCCAGUGGAGUAUUUGGAUCUGGCUCAUCUGGACAGAAUACAGCUUUUGGUGGAGCUGAUCAGAAUCAGAACUCUUUUGGAUCAAGUAAUAACAAGCUCCAUGCUAAUUUUGACUUUGCUCCAAGUCCUAAUCAGUCACUUUCCUUUGGACACUCAAAUCUUCAGCAGUCAACACCUGGUUCUUUCCAAUUUGGAACUGGAAGUGGGAACGCUUUCCAAUCACCAGGCGGAUUUAACUUUUCUUCUGCAUCACAAGGAGCGAAUUUUAACUUUUCUGCAAAACCCAACAUUAAUUUUGGAGGAGCUACACCUCUCUCCUCAUUUGGAAACCCAGCACCUAGUUCAAGACCCGGGACACCCCAGGGUGGGACUCUCUUCUCUGUUGGAGCCAACUCUAAGCCUGAAAGGAGGACAGCUCGAAGACGACCACAAAGAAAGUGA